CCGGGGUGUUGUGUUCGAGCGGUGAAGGAUAGAAAGUAUUGGAGCGACGGAACGUAUGUAUGGGAGAGACCACUGACUUAACGCCCGGGGGGGGGGGGGGGGGUAACGGUAUAUCGGCAGGGAUGAAGCGGUGACCAUUUCUGAUGCUGACGGUUUCCUUGACUUGCCAAGAUGAGUAAACUCCCUGAGGACUUGCAGUCUGAACUAGAGAGGAGUCUACCGGCGAUCGCCUCCCUCAACUCUUCUCUGAGCCAGAGUCUGUCGCCGCCGUUCUACCUUCCCCCGGGGCAGCGCCGGGCGAUCUCAGAUGUGCGCCGGACAUUCUGCCUUUUUGUAACGUUCGAUCUGCUCUUCGUAUCUCUUUUGUGGAUCAUUGAGCUCAAUACUAGUGAUGGGAUUAAGAAUAGCCUGGAAAAGGAGAUUGUGGAAUACCAGUUCAGUAACUCGUUUUUUGACAUAUUUCUGCUGGCAGUGUUCCGCUUCUCUGUUCUGCAGCUCGGCUAUGCUGUCCUACGACUUCGACACUGGUGGGCUAUAGCUAUCACAACCCUGGUGACCAGCGCGUUUCUGAUUGUUAAAGUCAUUAUGUCACAGCUAUUGUCCAAAGGGGCGUUUGGGUAUCUUCUGCCCAUUAUAUCUUUUGUACUGGCAUGGCUGGAAACAUGGUUCCUGGACUUCAAGGUUUUGACACAAGAAGCAGAAGAAGAGCGAUGGUAUCUGGCUGCACAGGCCGCUGCUCUACGCCCUCCCCUUUUGUACCCAGGAGCGCCCUCUGAAGGACAGUUCUACUCCCCACCAGAGUCUUUUGCCGGGUCAGAUAACGAAUUUGAUGAUGAUGAGGAAACUGUGGGUCGUAAUGCUGUUACUCACCAAGAACGAGAGUAUGUGAGGAAAGGAAAAGAGGCUUUGGAGAUUGUGGAGCAGAUACUGGCACAGGAAGUCAACUGGAAAUUUGAAAAGAGCAACGAAGUCGGAGACAUUGUGUACACUUUAGACAUACCUUUUCAUGGAAAGACUUUCAUCUUAAAGGCUCUCAUUCAGUGUCCUGCGGAGGUUGUGUACCAGGAGGUCAUCCUGCAACCUGAAAAGAUGGUCUUGUGGAAUCGGACAGUGGCUGUUUGUCAGAUCUUACAGCGUGUGGAUGACAACACCCUUUUAUCAUAUGACGUGUCUGCGGGAGCAGCCGGUGGAGUGGUCUCCCCCAGGGAUUUUGUUAAUAUACGAAGAAUUGAGAGAAGAAAAGAUCGCUACCUCUCAGCUGGUAUUUCAGGGACACACCACGCCAGACCUCCGCUGACGAAAUAUGUGCGAGGAGAAAAUGGACCAGGAGGUUUUGCAGUAUUGAAAAGCUCUCGAAAUCCUUCUGUCUGUACUUUCAUAUGGAUCCUUAACACUGAUUUGAAGGGUCGGUUACCACGCUACCUCAUUCACCAAAGCCUAGCGGCCACCAUGUUCGAGUUCUGCGGCUACCUUCGGAAGAGAGUCUGUGGAGUUUACAGUGGAUCAUCAUAAUUUUUGUUGUCUUAUGUUCCCGGGCUCCUAAUCCGCCGCUUCCUCCCUGCCGCUAAAGCACUGACUUGAAGUUGUUGUCUGCACACUGUUCCCCCCCUUUCUUUUGGAACGUCCAUGGGUAAAGAGCUGUCCUGCGCAACAGGAUCCCUGUUCCCUGGGUCUUUUGGCAAGUCUUGUCAAUGCAUUUCAUGAAGAUGGACGAUAAGUGAAGGGACGGAUGGCUGGCACCUGCAGAGCUGGUCCUAGCACUGUGUCUGUGGAUGAAGGUUGUAGCAGAGCUGAAGAGUCUGAGCCACUAAUCAAGUUUCCAUUUUUUAUUAAACUGAAUGGCUGUCAGGGCUUCCUGUUUGGGAGGAGUGAGGACAACCCCAUGCUGGGCAUGUAGGGUUAAUAUCUCCCGUACCUAGUGACUUUAAUGCAUUCCAGAGGUCCGGUUUACAAGUGACUGCAUGUGUAGCUGUAAUGAGUAGAGAGGAGACGGUCGUAGAGGGAUGCACUGAAUCCGUCUGUGUGCACUAAGUUAUUUUUAUUAUCUGGAUGCAGUCUGUUCCAGUCGUUGCAAGGCUUUAACACAUCUUAAUGGUUUUUCUCACGUUGUAUUAAUUAUUCACUUGGUUUUAUCUCUUAAUGUUAUUUUUAUAUGAACACCAACCAGUGCCUAUCGGUCCUCUCUUCUGUUACUACAUGGUUGAAAAUCUUUUUGCAGCUUCUAUCCAGACCGAGAGUUGUGGGUCAGUGACAACCACAGGCCGGCGAUAGCUGGCCAAAGGCAUCGGAGUUCUUUCAGGGACCCAGAAGACCCCCUCCCCAAUUUAACUGAUUUGCUAUUGGCAUCUGGUAACGGCUUAUCUUUACCCCGGCCAGAGGAAUAACCCGACUGUUUUGCUGGCAUUGAGAGCAAUGUGUAUGAUGGAGUUAGAUACGGUAGAUACCUGUUGGAUGGACAGUUUUCUCAUGCCUGUGGUCGGCUUAAAGGAACACUCCAGGCAAAAGUGAAGGU
Molecule: messenger RNA, 2512 nt
Organism: Bufo bufo (common toad)
Lineage: Eukaryota; Metazoa; Chordata; Amphibia; Anura; Bufonidae
Gene: STARD3
Product: StAR related lipid transfer domain containing 3
Exons: 14
Coding region: 172-1512 (446 amino acids)
Cellular component (GO): late endosome
Molecular function (GO): cholesterol binding; cholesterol transfer activity
Source: RefSeq, a predicted model, not a curated record